This is a messenger RNA of Thrips palmi, 3535 nucleotides long. RefSeq lists its product as uncharacterized. Bases 512 to 3124 code for a protein of 870 amino acids. Lineage: Eukaryota; Metazoa; Arthropoda; Insecta; Thysanoptera; Thripidae. The record is from RefSeq and is a predicted model, not a curated record. The transcript is spliced from 12 exons.
UGUAGAGCCGGCCCAAUGUUUUUACCGUAGCCUGCGGACUUCGCGCGGGAAACUUUGCUGCACUCAAUAAAUAAUCGUCAUUUUCUCAGUAUUCGCUAAUUUUACGCUUCGAUCUUUCCCGAAGACGUUGCGUUGGCUUCGGUUGCCGCGGCGCGUGCCGAGUCAAACAGGGCAUCGUAAGUUAGCCCCCCGACACCUAACCCCAACCUUUGUGCUUUGUGGACAGCGCGCUUCAAGCUUCAAGCUGAUCGCGAAAUGACAAGUGUUGUAGCGAAGACGAGCUGUCAGAGAAAGCGGAAUGAACCGUCUUACCUGUUGACGGCUUGAUGACAUGAUGCAAGUUUGAGGAACUCGAAGGCCGGAGAAUGUCACCGUCACCGUCGCCAGCUGAUCGACUUCUGAGAAAGAGAAAACAGUUGCCGUUCUGUUUAUUUACUUCAGCUUGACAGACAGCCGGCUGCCAAAGUUUAUUUUCCUUUCAGUGACUGUGUUUUUAGUUGAAUUUUCACUGAUGGACGCGAGUUGUGCCACCAUGUCCAGCAAGGAGUGGAAAAGGAGCAGAACCAAGUAUCAUAUAGAGACUAUUUUCUCUCCAACCAAAAAGCCUCCCGAAAGUCUAACCUCCGCAAGUGUGUCAUACAAUGACAACAAUUGUCAGUUUUCCUCUGAAAGCGGCUUUUGCGGGGGUUACAUUAUCAUAGACUAUGAACCCGUGUUCCAGCAAAUCAGUCUGCUUGUCAAAUGCAGGAUAUGCUCCGGAAUUGUGACGUUUUCAGUGACAGAAAUGUGUGGACUUGGAUUCAAACUUGUUUUGGAAUGUGAAAAUUGUGGUGUGCUGGGUAGAAUCAACUCUUCAAAGCUGGUUGGACCAACACAGAACGAUUAUGAGAUCAAUGCAAGGAAUGAGCUAGCUUGCCAGUACUUGGUGGGCUCAAGCGACAGCAUCAAGGCAACACAACCUAACUUAUCGAGUCAAGCCAAUACAAAUAUCGGAAUAUGUCAGGAACAGGAGCUUUUCAGCGACCCUCUUGGUGUGCAGGAUGAAACGAGAUUGGGUGACCAAUCAACGGGUGACUGUUCUCAAAGCACACAAGAAUUUUUCUCCGGAAACGAAUGGUCAAACCACAGCAUGUUUGAUGGCUCUCAAGCAAACGCCUUGCCAAUAGCUCAAGGAAACUGGCAAAUUGGACCAUCUAGUGAUAACGUCAAGAGUGAUAACGAGUUUGAAUCUGAUGAUGACGAUGACGAUGAUGACUCAGAGGGAAGCCAGCAGCCUUCCCUAGACUUUCAAAAUGCUACACAGAACAACUGUGUCACUUCAGAAAGUCACACACCUUCAAAGAAGCGAAGAAGAGCUGUGAAGAAAGCAAGAGAGGAAGGACAGCGUCUGACAUCUGACACUCCUUUACCGGACUUUUCCUCAUAUGUACUAGAAGAGUUAUUGAAGCCAACACCACGAAUGAAUGUUGUACUUCCACCUUGUAAAGCUCACAUAGUUGCAGUAACUGGUGAUGAAUACCCUACCAAAAAAGAAUAUGAUAUAUUUUGCCUAAAAAUGAUUUUGGCUUUCCCAUCUCUGAGAGACCCAGACACUGACCAUGGUUAUGAACGCUUUAAAAAAUCAUUGAGUGCUUCUUUUCGGGCUAGGAGAAGCUACGAGAAAAAUAUAAAGCCAAGUAGAAUGGUCAAAAGGUCUGGCAAUAUGUGGAUGUCUACCUUAGGUGAAUCACUUCCUCUUGGUGUUGAUGCUAGCAAAUUAGAUUUUUGCCCACAACCAUCAACAAGCAAUUCAACUUUAGGGAAUAGGUCAGAAGAUGAUGAGCAUUCAAGAGACAUGCAGAGGUCUCUCUCUGAGAGCGGAUGGCAAGAAGAUAGCGAUUCAGAAGCCAGUGAUCUCAGUGGCUCGAGGCCCAACAUAAAAAGGAGGCGCAGAGCUGUAAAGAAAGUAAGAGCUGAAGGACAACGCCUGACAUCUGACACACCUUUACCUGAUUUUGCUCCUGAUGUCUUAGCAGAGCUUGCAAAGCCUGCGCCAAGAAUGACAGUGGUACUUCCAACCUGUAAGGCACAUAUUGUGGCUGUCACAGGUGAUGAGUAUCCAACUAAAAAGGAGUAUGACAUAUUUUGUCUAAAAAUGAUUCUAGCUUUCCCCUCAUUAAAAGACCCAGAUACUGAUCAUGGAUAUGACCGCUUCAAAAAAUCCUUGAGUGCCUCAUUUCGUGCUAGAAGGAGCUAUGAACUUAACAAAAAGCCCAAUAGGCUUAAAAAACGGUCAUUGGCAAUGGCUAUGCAACAACCAGGCCCUCAAGCCAAUGAACUUAGGUUCCACCACCCUCCUCAAAAUACGAUGGAUGAGGAAAUGAGGAUGGCUGAUGAAGAGCUGGCCAACCCUGAUUGUGAUAUUAAACCAGAUCAGAUACAAUACCUUAUAGAAAAAAGUUUUAACCUGAGAAAAAAGGCAGUCUCUUCUCCUGGCUUUGAUGUUUUAAUGUUCCUUGAAACCUAUAGACAUUUAAGUAACUUUGAAAUGUUGUUGCAUGAGUACUCCCUUGUAGUUGGAAUUAGUAUAGAAGAGUUGAGAGAGAACUUUGAUGAGGGUUCUUUAGUCCUCACAAAAAUGUUUUGGGAAUCUUCACAAUUACCUUCUACUAAUGAAGACUUAAGAAGAGUUCAAGUUUUGGUACAGCUUCAGGAGCACUUCCUUAAUCAGAGGCAUCCAAGACCAGACACCAAACCUCUGUUUGUGAUCAAACACCAAAUGGCAGCAUUUAAUGACGGAGACUUUAGUUUCCGCAGCACUGAGGUUCCAUGUGCUGUAGUGCUAACCAAUGAUGAAGGCCGCAUUUCAAAGCUAAUGGUAACAUUCCGAGACAGAAUAGUGAUGGAGAAGUACUUAGCUUCAGCAUUUGAUGUAUGUUCAUCUCUACUGGCGUUCUUCUUUAUUUUAAAUGUCAAGUACCCACCAGUUUAUUUAGACAACCUAAAGGCUUUGGAGAGAUUGUUAAACAAAAAACUUAGUUUUGCAUCUCUUCAAACAACAAUCAGUAGUCCUUACAGUAAUUAUGUUAAGCUUUAUGAUGCUAAGUUAAAAGAGACAAUGCAAUACUUCCGGCCAACUGAGUAACAUAUUUAAAUUUUUUUAAAUGUUUUUUUUUAAACAAAAGAUCUUUCUUGGUUCCUGUUUGCUUCUCUCCUUUUCCCACAAAUUUUAUUUGUUUGUUGUUUUGUUUUCUAUUCUAUAAGAUGUUUAUCCUGUGUCUCCCUCUGGGGCAUUUUAAGGAAAUAUACCUUUCCAAAAUGACAGUCAUCUUAAAAUUUUAUCGCCUUUUUUCAAACCUUUAAUUUCAGAUGGUCUUAAUUUUUUUCUGAGAAUGAGACUUGCGAACAAUAUAACCAGCGAUGUUUCUUGUCCUUAAAAUGUACCUGUAAAAUUUGAUUGUUGUUACCCAAGACGCUUUUUCGCUUUUUUUUCUACGAAACAUUUUUUUAUGUAUUUUCUGAGGGUUUUCUGCAAAUACAUCUUGUAAAACUAAAA